AUGGAAAAUUUGAAAGAUGCUAUCAGACUACUCAGGAGAGGGAGCUAUUUGGCAACGCUGGACCUCAAAGACGCAUAUUUCUUGGUACCUAUUCACCCAGAUUCCAAAAAAUUUCUUCGUUUCUCCUAUAAUGGUCAACUUUAUGAAUUCAAUUGUCUUCCCUUUGGGCUCAAUGCAGCCCCUUAUGUUUUCACCAAGCUCCUAAAACCGGUAGCUCACAGGUUCAGAUCUCAGGGCAUUCUAUCAGUUUUUUAUCUCGACGACAUCCUACUUAUGGGUCAAUCCGCCCACCAGUGUCAGAAAAAUCUUGAAGUGGCUUGUAAAAUCUUGACAUCCUUAGGGCUUAUAUUAAAUAUUCCGAAGUGUCAACUAUCUCCGAAGACAUCACUCAAGUUUCUCGGUUUUAUUAUUGAUUCAGAGAAGUUUACGAUAGAACUUCCGGACCAGAAGCGAAGGUUGAUAAUUGAUCUCGUAAAUAAAUUUCUGAAGACAUCAUCUUGUCGGAUUCGAGAGCUCGCAAAAUUCAUAGGCACACUGGUCUCCGCGUGUCAAGCAGUUGAGUAUGGUCCUGUUUAUGUAAAGGUUUUAGAGAGAGAAAAAUUGAAAGCUCUCCGGAGGGUUGACAAAGACUAUUCUAGGAGGAUGAUUCUAUCAGAUAAGAUCAAGCCGGAUUUACUUUGGUGGCUCGAGGUUAUUCCUAGAUGUAGUCGGCUCAUCAGGAAUUCACUUUUUUCUCUUGAAAUCUUCAGUGACGCGUCGCUUACAGGUUGGGGUGCAUUCUGUGAGGGGGAGAGUACCGGUGGAUGGUGGUCUGAUGCUGAGAAGCAACUUCACAUCAAUAUUCUCGAACUUAAAGCAGCCCUUCUAGGCUUGAAGUGCUUUGCAUCCUCUCUCACUUCCUGUCAGAUUCUUCUACGUAUAGACAAUACAACCGCCAUUGCUACAAUCAACAAGAUGGGUAGUGUUCAGUUCAAUAAACUUAAUACAGAAUCGCGAAGACUAUGGCAAUGGUGCGAGGAGAGGAGUCUGUGGGUAUUUGCAUCUUACAUUCAGUCCAAGGAAAAUUUUGAGGCUGAUGCAGAGUCGAGGAAACUACCCACUGACACGGAAUGGGAAUUAGCGAGCUGGGCAUUCUCUAGAAUCAAUAAUAGUUUUGGCCCUUUUGAGGUGGAUCUUUUUGCAUCAUAUCUAAAUCACAAAUGUGAGAACUAUGCAGCCUGGAGGAGAGAUCCGGGUGCGAUGGUAAUAGAUGCCUUUACCAUUAGUUGGUCGGAUAUUUACUUCUAUGCAUUCCCACCCUUUAGUGUUAUCUCAAGGGUGCUUCAGAAAAUUUUAGAUGAUGAAGCUGAAGGAGUCAUUGUCGUUCCAUACUGGUCAACUCAGUGCUGGUUUCCAUUGAUCCAGAUGAUGAAGACAUCUGAUCCAGAAGAGUCAUCCCCUCCAGAGAACCCUUACCCUGGCCGCGAUCAGAUUGUCCGGCAAGCCUACAUGAGCAGAGGAACACCAGAGGUGGCAAUUCCAGUGGUUAUGGCUUCUAUUUCAAGUGGCACGCUCAAACAAUCUGCUCUAGCGUUUCUGGCGGAUGUGUCAUUGGGUGAAGACCCUUUAAUUCAACGUUUUUUCAAGGGACUCAGUGUCUUAAGACCAUCGCAGCCCAAGUAUGAUUACACUUGGAAUCCUAAGUCAGUCCUAUUGUCUAUUGAAAAAUGGCCUGACAAUUCAGAAUUAUCUCUAAAGCAACUAUCUAAGAAGCUAAUUACAUUGUUAGCACUAACAACUGCUCAUCGGAUCCAGUCUCUGUCCACGAUCAAGAUUGAUAAUAUUGACACACAGAAUGACAUUGUUCACAUCAAAAUACCUGAUAGAAUCAAGACAUCUGCAAGAAUUCGCCCAAAUCCAUUGAUUGAAUUGCCUGUUUUUCGAGCUCAGCCGUCGUUAUGUGUGGUAUCUACGUUAAGGGCAUACAUGGAUAGAACUAAGAUGCUUCGUUCAUCAUCGGAUCUAUUUAUUUCUACCAGAAAACCCCACGAGCCAGCGUCAAAACAAACGAUCAGCAACUGGUUAAAAGAAGCUCUAGCAGAGUGUAACAUUGACACUAAGGUCUUCACAGCACAUAGCACUCGUCAUGCAUCGACCUCUUUGGCUGCUUUGAAGGGUAUAAACAUAGAGACUAUCGGAAAGACUGCAGGUUGGACUGCUGAAUCUUCAGUUUUUGCUCGUUUUUACAAUCGUCCAAUUCUCGAAUCUGAGAGUUUCGCUAGAGCUAUAAUUGAGUCAGCUCAUGAUUAA
Messenger RNA from Diachasma alloeum, 2289 nucleotides. RefSeq lists its product as uncharacterized. Bases 1 to 2289 code for a protein of 762 amino acids. Lineage: Eukaryota; Metazoa; Arthropoda; Insecta; Hymenoptera; Braconidae. The transcript has 3 exons. The record is from RefSeq and is a predicted model, not a curated record. Gene Ontology annotation, biological process: DNA recombination; DNA integration. Gene Ontology annotation, molecular function: DNA binding.